AUGGUCGUGAAUUCUGGGCAGAAGACGUUGGUACUAACCUCUUGUGUCCGUCACCAGCAAUCCCGUCACCCUUACAAUCAACAAGGCUAUUUGCCCAACGGAGCUGCACCUGGUCAUCAAGGUCCUCUGCCUGGUGCAACGCCUCUUCUCCCGAACCAGGGCCGGGUCAUCCAGACCGGUCCCAUCAGAGUUCUUUGCGUCGCCGAUGUCCGAGGAAACCUCCGGUCGUUGAACGAUCUCGCAAAGCAAGCUCGCGCCGAUCAUAUCAUCCACACUGGCGACUUCGGAUUCUACGAUGAUACGUCUUUGGAUCGCAUUGCAGAGAAGACCCUCAAACAUGUCGCCCAGUACUCACCCUUGAUCUCCGAAUCUACCAAGAAGGCCAUAUCGCAGGGCGGUGCGGGCCCUGUCAAGACGCGCUUCCCCCCAAGCGAACUUCCCCUCUCGGAACUCCCCCUCCUCCUCAGUGGCGAGGUGAAACUCGAGGUUCCCGUCUACACAGUGUGGGGCGCCUGCGAAGAUGUCCGAGUGCUCGAGAAGUUCCGAUCCAAGGAGUACAAGGUGCCCAACCUCUUCAUCAUCGAUGAGGCCCAAUCCAUGCUACUCGAGAUCGGAGGCGUCAAACUACGACUUCUUGGUCUCGGUGGCGCCGUCGUCAUGCAUAAACUCUUCGACAAUGGCGAAGGCAGAACUACAAUUGCAGGUGGACAGGGAACUAUGUGGACGACGCUACUGCAGAUGGGAGAGCUCGUGGACACUGCAAACCGUGUCUACGACCCUACCGAGACUCGGGUCUUUGUCACGCAUGCUUCGCCAGCGCGCGAGGGUAUCCUGAACCAGCUCUCAGUCACUCUCAAGGCAGACUUCUCGGUCUCUGCGGGUCUUCAUUUCCGCUAUGGCAGCUCGUACAACGAAUUCAGCGUCAACCCGAGCCUGGAUCAUUACCGAGGCAAGCUCGCUGCCUCCAAGGCUUCGUUCCACGAUGUUUGGGAGACGGUCAAGGGCGAGGUUGAGCCAGCGAUCCAGCAAAACGAAGCGCAACAAAACCUGCUUAAGAACGCCCUUGGAAUCGUCGAGAAGAUGCCCACGACUGCUGCCGGUGGUAACCCCUUUGGCGGUGCAGUGGCUGGUGGAGCCGCGCUCGGGCAGGUCGACGAGAGCGCGUUUAAAAACAUGUGGAACUUCAACUUGGCCGAUGCCGCGUUUGGGUGGCUCAUCCUCGAGGUCCAGGAUGGCAGGAUUGGUACAGAGAUGAGGGCUCAGGGGUUCAACUUCUCCCACCGUGGUGCGAAGCAACAGGUCCAGGCUGGGCAGACAGCAGCGUCUUCGACUGGCCCAGGCCAGAUGCCCGCUGCGGCCCCACCGUCGACCCAAACAGCGUCUGCCUCUGUUCCGGGAGCGCAGAGACAGCAGCCACAGGUGCAACCUCAGAAGCCCGCCGCUGCAACCCCCCUAUCUUCUCAGUCGAAGCCCAUCACACCGCAGCCUGCACCACCAGGAACGGCCUCCCCUGGCCCCCGAGAGGCAGAGAAGAUAGCCCCGGCAGCCAAUGGCACGGCACACGGUCCCGAGCCCACCCCAUCGCCUGCUCCGAAGAACCCUGCCGAGAACAUCAUUGGCUUGUUUGUCAUGAAUGCGCAAAGUGAUGAUCAGAUCCGCGAUCUCUUUGCCGAGGAGGACAAGAGCAAGAUUGUCAAGAUUGAGAAAUGGGGUGCGGCAAACAAGGUCGUACAGUUCAAGACGACGGAGGAUCGCGAUGGUGCUAUGGAUCGCUUGCCGGAUGACGCAAAGAACCGCGCACCGGGACAAGAGGAUCGCACUAAGCCCCUAGUCAGAAUCUUCCAACCCCCUCCGAGCCGCCAGUUUAGCACUCGUGGCGGCGCUGGCAACUGGGGUAGCAGCCGAGGUGGGGGCCGAGACGGGAACAAUGCGCAGAGCGGAUACAGGAGCGGCGGCGGAGGCGGCGGCACUGCUAGCGAUAGCGAAGGUGCUGGGCGGCGCGGUGGACGCGGCGGAACGCGGGGACGUGGUGAACGGGGACGCGGCCCUCGUGGCGGCCCAAGAAGUGGCUUGAAGGGUGAAGGGGGCAGCUCCAGCCCGGCACCAGCCUCUGCUGCCCCGGCUGAUUCGUAG
This is a messenger RNA of Phialemonium atrogriseum, 2133 nucleotides long. RefSeq lists its product as uncharacterized. The coding region runs from base 1 to 2133 and encodes 710 amino acids. Lineage: Eukaryota; Fungi; Ascomycota; Sordariomycetes; Cephalothecales; Cephalothecaceae. The record is from RefSeq and is a predicted model, not a curated record. The transcript has 3 exons.